This is a messenger RNA of Symbiodinium pilosum, 546 nucleotides long. The record is from the annotation of a GenBank genome assembly. NCBI's taxonomy places the organism in Eukaryota, Dinophyceae, Suessiales, Symbiodiniaceae.
AUGGAGCAGGUGCAAGGGGGUAUCAGGUGCUGCUGCACGCCAACGUCACACUUCCUAUGCGCAGACUGCAUCCCCGACUACGUGCGCAACGAGCUGCAGAGUGACGAUGGAAGCGACAGGCGCCUCACUGAAAGGCGUACAUUGGGUCACUGCCUUCGCUGCCCCACAGACCGCAAUUCCCAUCUUCCGCUUGAAGCCACGAGGUUUUACCUUCCGGAAGAUUUGCAGCUACAAUUGCUCUUGGCCAUGCAGGCUGACGAGGAGCACAGGGAGUGGGUGCGCGAACAGGAACGCCAGCAAAGCGAUGAGUCUCUGCGCGAGUUCUGCCUCCGCAGCAUGCCCAACGCUGUGCAAUGUGGAAACUGCAGCUACGGGCCGAUAGACCACUUUGCCUGCAGAAAUCUCCAGACACACCACGGAGAUCGACAUGGCGCAACGCAGAUCUCCAAUGCCUGCCCGCGCUGCAACUGGUUUCGUAACAGCAUUGACGAGUGGCCACGCUGGGGUGGGGUUGUGGACUUGACAUUUGAGUCUAGGCGACGCUAG